AUGGAUGAGCUUGAUUUAAACAUUUUCAGUCAAGACCAGCAACAAUCAGUGAAUGAACCCAGUUCAAGUACUUCCAGCCAAAAUCAGCAACGACCAAUGAACCAAGUCGACUUAAGCACUCCCGAUAAAUAUUGGAAAUUCAUAGUAGAUGAAAUCAGUCUAAGCACUCCAGAAGACUGGCAAGAAAUAAUCGAUGCAAUCAAUUCAGACACUUUUGAAGACUGGCAACAACCAAUGGAUCAAUCCAAUCCAAGUACUUCCAGCCAAAACCAACAACAAUCAACGGAUACAAUUGAUUCAAGCAUUAUCAACGAAUACUGGACAGACCUAUUUGAUGUAGCUGAUCCAAGCACUUUCAGCCAAGUUUCUGAUCCAAUUGAUCAAGUCGGUUCAAACACUUUUGAUCAAUACCAACAACCAGCCAAUGAACCUAGUUCAAGUAUUCCUGGCCAAACUCAGCAACAGCCGAUUGGUGAGCCCAAUCCAAGCACUUCCAAACGAGGUCGGAAACGGCCAAUCGAUGAAAUCAGUCCAAACACUUUUGAUCAAUACCAACAACCAGCUAAUGAACCUAGUCCAAGCACUCCAAAACAAAGUCGAAAACAACCGAUUGAUCGACCCAUUCCAACUACUUCCAGUCAAACCCAGCAACAACCAAUUGACCAAAACCAGUCUGCUAAUACUGUUUCAAAUCGAGUAAUUAUAUUAAACGAACAGGAUCAGAAAGUCCUUGAUGGUUUAAAGCAAAGGCUUAUAGAGUCUAAAGAACUACGAAAGAAAAAAUUUAAAGAAUACCAUGAUUAUCAAUUCCUUGGAUUGGAACAACAGCUGGCGUUAGUAAAGGGCAAAGAGAUAUCCGAACCAAGGCACACUCCAAGGGUUGAAAAGCAACUGAAAGAAGAGUAUGUAGCGGCAGGGAUAAAAGUAACCAGUACCAGACGAAAUUUGAAAAAUUUUAUGAAAAGGCGUGGUUUAGAAUUCGAAGAACCAAAUCCAGAUUGA
This is a messenger RNA of Batrachochytrium dendrobatidis JAM81, 1002 nucleotides long. RefSeq lists its product as uncharacterized. The transcript has a single exon. Lineage: Eukaryota; Fungi; Chytridiomycota; Chytridiomycetes; Rhizophydiales. The record is from RefSeq and is a predicted model, not a curated record. Bases 1 to 1002 code for a protein of 333 amino acids.